AUGACAACAACGAUAACACCGGCGACAACGGCGACGACGACAACGACAACGACGACAACGACGAUGACAAUGACACAAUUGCAAGCGCUAUACAAACGACAACGUGAUGAUGAUGAUGAUGAUGAUAAUAAUAAUAUUGAUGGCUAUGGCAAUGGUAAUUGUACCAGUGAUAUUGGUAAAGAUAAUAGCAUUAAUGAUAUAUUAUUGAUAAUGAUGAUGAUGGCAGUACUGUGGAUGUUAACGUGGUAUGAUGAUUGUAAUGAUGACGAUGAUAAUGAUGAUAGUGAUAGUGAUAGUGAUGGCAGUAUUGGCGAUGAUAAUGAUAUAUUCGAUCGAGAGGAAAUGUUUGUGGAUCAUUUUAAAGAAUGA
Brugia malayi is the source of this 369-nucleotide messenger RNA. RefSeq lists its product as uncharacterized. The transcript is spliced from 3 exons. The record is from RefSeq and is a predicted model, not a curated record. Bases 1 to 369 code for a protein of 122 amino acids. NCBI's taxonomy places the organism in Eukaryota, Metazoa, Nematoda, Chromadorea, Rhabditida, Onchocercidae.